Messenger RNA from Parasteatoda tepidariorum (common house spider), 381 nucleotides. The record is from RefSeq and is a predicted model, not a curated record. Lineage: Eukaryota; Metazoa; Arthropoda; Arachnida; Araneae; Theridiidae.
AUGACGGAUUUAUUUGCAAAAUUUAAUGGUGUUAAUUUAAAAUUUCAAGACAACGAACUCAAUUUGAUCACUUCAAAAUCAGUUAUUUCUGCCUUUCUAAAAAAACUCAUUUUGUGGAAGCAGAAUUUUGGUAGGAAUGAGUUUAGCCAAUUUCCGAUCUUAUCGGAUCUUAAAAAGAAUGGUGAAAUUUCCUCUGGUGAUAUACAGGAAUAUUGUCAACAUCUUGAGUCUUUUUACAUGGGCUUUUCUAAUCGUUUUAAAGAUGUGUUGACCCUGGAAGUCCCUCAAUGGGUUAUGAACCCUUACGUGAAUAUUGAAGCAGCAGAGGUUCAUAUUCAGGAGGAAUUGGUCGAACUUUCAACUUAUGAAACUAAACUUUGA